This is a messenger RNA of Lymnaea stagnalis (great pond snail), 817 nucleotides long. NCBI's taxonomy places the organism in Eukaryota, Metazoa, Mollusca, Gastropoda, Lymnaeidae. The record is from the annotation of a GenBank genome assembly.
CACCUAUGUCAACAGGGUUAUGCUUUCAUGCCAAUACAGGUCUUCUCUAGGCAUUACGUGUCUUUCUAAAGUAAGUGUAUCUUGUGCCUCAUACAACAUAAAGUUACUAACUUUAAUCUAUAAUCUGAGGUUAUUUCUCACAUUUAUGCAGACAUCCAAAUCUUCCUUGUUUAGAAUUCUGAUUAUGCCUGGCAAAUUUUAAUUCCUGGAAGUAGUUAUGGCAAUCUUCUAUGGUACUACUGUAUCACAAUAAAUGUUUUGCUUUGUUUCAUCUUUAAGAUGUUGCAGUCAGUGAGGCGCAUCCUUGUGGGUGACCCUGAUGAGGAUGCUGCAUCUUCAACAGAGAGCUCAGCCCCACAUUCCCAGGCUGUUUCAUCAACAGAUGUCAUGACGUCUGACACGACACUCCAGUUCCUAAACUGCCCUACAAAAUCUGUUCGUAGCGUUGAGACUCCAUUUCACUCUUCUGUGCCAUCAGUCACAUCCAGCUCGGCGUCAAGCUCAGCAUCCAAAUCUCUACAUGUGGAACUUUUGCCCCCAUCUGAUAACUCCUCCACUUCUCUACUGUCCAAGGGUAAAGUGGAUGAGGUAAUCCACUGGUUGGAACAGAUCUUUAUUGAGAAAUUUUCAAACUUCAGUAUACAACCAACAGCAUGUGGGGCUGUGUUCAGUUCUCCACAUUUGCCCCCUGAAAACACUGUCCAUCAACCGGCAACACUGUGAAUUUUUUUAGAAACAACGAUGAGCUGACCACCACCUGAGUCAGAAUAUCAGGACUGAAGACUGGUAAAAGUUUUCUUGCUAAAUUUGGCCAACA